AACAUCCUAACAGUCCUAACAUCAUCAGCUACAACAAGAACUGCAACAUCAAUAACAACGUUGGAUCGAUCGAGUCAAGAAAGGCCAAGACAUUUCUCUAGUACAAAUCCAGCCUUUCAUCUCGAUGCCUCGCUCCAAAUCACGAUCCCGAAGUCCGGGUACUUCUCGAAACCGUCGAAGAAGAAGUCGUUCCCGUGAUCGAAGAAAGCGAAGAGAUCGUGACCGUUCUCGGGAUCGAUCUUCGGACCGUCGAAGGUCCAGGAGCCCCAAUGAUCGGAAAGCCGAGCGCGAGAAGAAUUGGGACGAGGAGCGAGAAAAAAGAAAGCGCGAAAUUCAACAGGAGAGUCUGCGUAUGGUCACGACCUCCGAAAUUCCCUCCGAGCAUCUUGAAGGCAAAACCCCAGAUGAAAUUGAAAUGAUGCGAGUCAUGGGAUUCUCGGGAUUUACUACCACCAAGGGGAAAAAGGUUGAAGGAAAUAACACGGGCGAAGUCCACGUGGUACUCAAAAGAAAAUACCGUCAGUAUAUGAACAGAAAAGGAGGUUUCAAUCGACCUUUGGACUUCGUCCAUUGAUUUGAUCACUACAUCAUUGUUUUCCUACGAGCGUCCAUGCUAUUCCCGAGAACGAAAAUAAAUUACAUCACUGUUUCA
Tigriopus californicus is the source of this 652-nucleotide messenger RNA. RefSeq names its product U4/U6.U5 small nuclear ribonucleoprotein 27 kDa protein-like. Gene Ontology annotation, biological process: RNA splicing. The record is from RefSeq and is a predicted model, not a curated record. The coding region runs from base 125 to 574 and encodes 149 amino acids. Gene Ontology annotation, cellular component: precatalytic spliceosome. NCBI's taxonomy places the organism in Eukaryota, Metazoa, Arthropoda, Copepoda, Harpacticoida, Harpacticidae. The transcript has 3 exons.